AUGUCAACGGACGAUCUGCUCUCGCACACUCUGACAACGAAGAAUGACCACGAACCUCCACCGUUCGAGCAACGCCAAGGACCAAAGCUCAAGAUGGUGUACAAACACCACGGCCUGUGGCGGCUGAUUCUGCUCCAGAGAUGCAUCGACUUUGAUUCUCCCGCGCGAAUGUGGUGGCUGCUGCUGCUGUUCUCGAACCUUUGCUACUGCUGGAUCAUGGUCCCUGUCCAAGUGAUUUUCCCGCUCUGGCAGCGCCCGUCGUGGGUCACUCAAUCCAUCGACUCCAUCUCGAAUAUCGGCCUGCUGCUUGACCUCGUUUUGAAUCUGAAUCUCGCCUACAUGAUUGAGUCGGACAAAGUCAUGGAUCCGAAGCUGAGUGCACUUCGACACCUCCGGACGGGGUUUCGUUUCGAUCUCCUGUGCGCGUUGCCCUACAAGUAUCUGCACAUGGAGGCGUAUGGACUCAUGCGGUUGCCUCGCCUCCUGCGCGUGUUCCAUUUGAAGCGGCACCUGAAAGAGCUGGACCACUUCAUCCAGUUGAACAGCAGGCGACAGCUUGUGCUGCUGAUCCUCCUGUUCUUCAUGAUGUUCCACGUCGUAGCGUGCAUUUACUUCGGCAUUUCGUACCUCGAAGGGUUCGAUCCAAACGAGAACGAAGCUUGGGUCUGCCCUACCAGCCUCUGCUUGCGCCGACUGAACGCAACGCACUUGGCGAACUGCAACGGCGUGAUAUUCGAUGAGAAUAUGAACCGACGAGAGCUGGGAGAGAUUGCGGCCAUGGAGUACUUCCGCUCGCUUUAUUACGCUGUAGGGGUCUUGGCGUCGCCUGGGAACACCGUGGAGCCAACUAGUGACGUUCAACUGGUAGCAGCGUUGAUCCUCAUGCUCGGAGGUUUCUUGAUAUCGGGCGUUGUAGUGGACAACGUACAGAAGCGCUUUACCGCCUCCGCCUUCGAGCAGAAGCAGUUUAUCGAGACGAAUACUCGCAUUCAGCUGUUCCUUCGACGACAGAAGGCCCCGCUAGCUAUACACCACCGUGUCAAGUCCUUUUUGGAUUACUGGUGGUCUUCGCAUCGGGGCGCGGUUCUCCGUGACUUACUCGCAGAUCUGCCACACUCAAUGCGACUGGAACUGCUACGAAGUAUUUGUACCCCGGUUCUGCAGACGCUAGCACUACUGCAGGGUGUGCAUCCUGUACGGGACAAGCUCGAAGAAGUUAUGGUGGAGAACGCCAGCUUUAUUCUUUUCAGUCAAGUCGCUCACGAUUCUGGGGGUGUGCCAAACGCGGCACAAUGA
Phytophthora sojae is the source of this 1296-nucleotide messenger RNA. RefSeq lists its product as hypothetical. Gene Ontology annotation, cellular component: membrane. Lineage: Eukaryota; Oomycota; Peronosporomycetes; Peronosporales; Peronosporaceae. Bases 1 to 1296 code for a protein of 431 amino acids. Gene Ontology annotation, biological process: transmembrane transport; monoatomic ion transport. The transcript has a single exon. Gene Ontology annotation, molecular function: monoatomic ion channel activity; protein-containing complex binding. The record is from RefSeq and is a predicted model, not a curated record.